This is a messenger RNA of Osmia bicornis bicornis, 1600 nucleotides long. Its product is annotated as jerky protein homolog-like. The record is from RefSeq and is a predicted model, not a curated record. Gene Ontology annotation, molecular function: DNA binding. The transcript has a single exon. The coding region runs from base 8 to 1600 and encodes 530 amino acids. Lineage: Eukaryota; Metazoa; Arthropoda; Insecta; Hymenoptera; Megachilidae. Gene Ontology annotation, cellular component: nucleus.
UAUAGUGAUGGCAGGUGUAAAAAGAGUGUCGUUAACGAUGCAACAGCGACUGGACGUUCUCAAGGAUCUAGAGACAUCUUCCAUCGCAACUGUCGCUGCAAAAUAUAAUGUGCACUACACCACGGUUCGUCGUAUAAAACAAAAAGCGGCGGUGAUUGGUGAAUUUGAAGACCAAGAUUCGAAGGCAAAGCGACGACAGAGGGUCAGAAAACCAAAGUUCGAGGAAUUGGAGGAACGCCUGUUGAAAUGGUUUAUAGAAAGGAGAACCGUAGGAGACUACAUAUCAGACGCGCUGCUAAUUGAAAAAGCAACCGAAUUGAAAGAGGAGUUUGGAGCCCCUUCACAAUUUAAAGUGAGCAAGGGAUGGCUCGCAAAAUUUAAAAGACGCAACAACAUCAGAUUAGUUCGUGUAUACGGUGAAAAAGCCAGUGCCGAUGAAGAUGGAGCACGUAAAUUUGUGGCUGACUUCCAAACUUUCAUGGAAGACGAAGAAAUAAAUCCGGAAAAUGUGUAUAACAUGGAUGAAAGUGCACUGCUGUGGAAGGCUUUGCCAGUGAAAACUCUGGUGAGUGCAACAGAAAAGUGUGUAAGUGGCCAUAAAAUGAAAAAAGAAAGACUCACGAUAGGACUGUGCGCCAAUGCAACCGGAACACAUAAACUUAUGCCCUUUUUAAUUUAUAAAUAUAAACAGCCAAGAGCAUUAAAAAAUGUUAUGAAUCGACGUCCGGUAGUAUUUCGGGCUCAAGCUAAUGCAUGGAUGAGCCAAAGUUUAUUCUUAGAUUGGGUGGAUAAUUGUUUUAAACAAUCUGUUAGACAAUAUCAGUUAGAAAAUGGAUUAUGCGGAAAAGUUGUGUUAAUAAUUAACAAUUGUGCGAGUCAUAAACUACCAAUCAAUUACGUGCAGGAUGACCAUUUUUUAAUCAAAUAUUUAGCACCUAACACCACAUCUUUGAUCCAACCAAUGGACCAAGGAAUUAUUGCUAAAUUCAAACGCAGUUUCCGCCAUAAAUUAACACAGCGGCUUGUCACUUACGGAAGUGGUGCAGAACAAUUUUUUAAAACAUACACAAUAAAAGAUUGCAUAGACAUGAUUAGUGAAGCUUGGAGCGAAGUGACAUGCAGUAAUAUCAGAAAUUGUUGGAACAAAAUCAUUUCAAAAACAGAUGAAGAAGAAGAACAAGAAGAGGAAGAAAACCUUGUACCGGAAAUGCAACAACUUUUGACGAGCAUUUCGGAGCAUAAUGUAACCUCCGAAGAAGUUGAAGAAUAUUUGAAUGAGUGUAGUGAGGAGGAAGAAACAUAUUCAAGAAAAAUUGAUGAUACGGACGAAAGCAGAGACAAAGACAAGGAUGAAGAAAGGGUUGAAGACAAGGAUGAAGAAAGAGAAGAACCAUGGGAAGAAGACCAGGAAGAAGAAAGCAACGAAAGUGACAGAACACAAGAACGUGGGAUCCCAGUAAACAGAGAAGAAAGACAGGAAUUGGAAGAUAUUUUCAGACGUUUGGAGCGUUAUAAAAACCGCAUCCCACGUUCGUCUGAAUUGCUUUUAGAAGCAAUGAAAUUAUUAUUCUUAGGUAAGACAACUUAUUCAAAAAAUUAA